UGAAGUGUGAAUCCGUUAUCUCAUCAGUAUUCAUCAGGUUUCAGCAGGACACAAUCUCCAGUUUAAAGCUUCUCAGUCUUUCUUCAAGGAACUAAAAUCACAGCAGCUAAACUUCAUGGCUUCCUCCAGCAGUGUCCUGUGUGAAGAUCAGCUCCAGUGCUCCAUCUGUCUGGAUGUGUUCACUGAUCCAGUCUCUACUCCAUGUGGACACAACUACUGUAUGAUCUGUCUCAAAGAGUUCUGGGACAGCAGUUCACACUGUCAGUGUCCAGUGUGUAAGGAGGAAUUCCCUAAACGCCCUGAACUACGUGUCAAUACGUUCAUCUCUGGACUGGCUGCUCCAUUUAAGAAGUCAGUUCAGGUGAAAUCCAGCAGUGCUGCAGAAAAACCCACCCAAUCUCUGGUGCUCUGUGAGCUCUGCUGUGAAAAGAAAUGUCCAGCUGUGAAGUCCUGCCUGACCUGUAUGACCUCUUACUGUGGGACUCACCUGGAACCUCACAGGACAGUUUUGUCAUUAAUGAAGCACAAGCUGAUGGAGCCUGUGGAGAACCUGGAGGACUACAUCUGCCAGAAACAUGAGAGACCCCUGGAGCUGUUCUGUAGAGACGACCAGAUAUGUGUCUGUCGGUUCUGUACUGAAGGAGACCACAGAACUCACAACACUGUUCCUAUAGAGGAGGAGAUUAAAAAGAAGAAGACUGAGAUGGAAAAGACACGAGCAGAAGUUCAGCAGAUGAUCCAGGAGCGACUGAUGAAGAUUGAAGAAAUCAAACACUCUGUACACUGUAAAAAAUGAUUUUGGUGGAAAACCACAGAGAAGGAGAAAGCAGAUGUUGUGGAGAUCUUCAGUGCUCUGAUGAGCUGCAUUGAGAGAAGACAGGCUGAACUGCUUGGGGCGAUGGAGGAGAAACAGAAAGCAGCAGAGAGGCAGGCUGAAGAGUUCAUUAAAGAUCUGGAGCAGGAAAUCACUGAGCUAAAGAGGAGAAACACUGAGCUGGAGCAGCUCUCACACACUGAGGAUCACCUCCACCUCCUACAGGUCAGAGUCCCUCUAUUUACACUGUGCAGCCCUCCACACACCCAGCACUGGACUGAUGUCACUAUUAACUUUCGUCUGAGUGUGGAGACUGUGAGGAGAGCUCUGUCUCAGAUUCAGGAGACUCUCAGUGAGGAAAUGGAGAAGCUUGAUGAGACUGAACUGAAGAGAAUUCAACAAUAUGCAGUGGAUGUGACUCUGGAUCCUGAUACAGCGAAUCUUUAUCUCAUCCUGUCUGAUGAUGGGAAACAAGUUACAGAUGGAGAGACAGAACAGAAUCUCCCUGAUAACCCAAAGAGGUUUGAUUUUUGUGCCUGUGUGAUGGGAAAGGAGGGAUUCUCCUCAGGGAGAUUUUACUAUGAGGUUCAGGUCAGUAGGAAGACUAAGUGGGAGUUAGGAGUGGCCAGAGAGUCCAUUAAUACAGAAAAGGAGAUUACAACCAGUCCUGAAGAUGGAUAUUGGUGUAUUUCCUUGAAAAAAAAAAAAAAGUAUUUUGCCUACGACUCUCCUCCUGUCUCCCUUUCUUUAAAACAGGCUCCUCAGAAGGUGGGGGUGUUUGUGGAUUAUGAGGAGGGUCUGAUCUCCUUCUAUGAUGUUGAUGCAAAGUCUCAUAUCUACUCUUUCACUGGUCAGACUUUCACAGGGAAACUAUAUCCAAUAUUCAGCCCCUGUACUGAUGAUGAGGGUAAAAAUUCAGCACCACUGUUUAUCUGUCCCGUAUAUAAAUAGUUCUGAAUUUGAAAUUUUAUUUUCAUUCAGUCUUGUUAGCAUCAUAAAACAAUUGUCUCUUGCUUCAAAGGAAGUUUAAUCUCACCUGAUUUACUAUUUCAAUAUAUUCUGUUAUUCAAAUCUAAUAUUUAGAUAUAAUUGUUAGUCAAACAUUAGUUUGUGAAUAUGAAUAUUUCUUUAUUUUUUUUCUUAAUCAGCAUUAAGGAAAUGGUCCAUAUCGGUAAAUGUAAAUAUAUGCAAGAAAAUAUACACAAGCAGAUAUUAUUACUAAAUGAUGGACUCCCAUUACUCUGAACAGUAUAACAUAAAAACAAGUGGAAUAUCACACUGUAACAUUCAGCAUGUGUCAUAAUUACACACUAACCUCAUCACUCACUAGCUUUAAACAUGAUUAUAGCUUAAUUGUUUUUUUAAUGAAUCAUUGUUAUUUUGGUGUAAAAUAACAUUGUUAAGUAGACCUUUAAUCGACAAUUUCCCAAGUUUUUUGGGUGAGCUGAUGCUUAAAAAUCUAAAAUAAGAAAAGUAAAACUAAAUAAAUAUGAAACUGUACAAAAGGUGAGCAGGGCUUUUCAAUAAUAUGAGCAUUUUAGUGGUAGUUUACAUAUAUUACAUAUAUUUUUAAACCUGUUGGCAUCUCUCUUAUUCCUGUUCCCGAUUUGCACACAGCACUACAUGUAGCUGACCUAAUAUUGUGUUUCAAGGUGAUUGCCUGUGAUGAUAAUCUUGUGAAAGAGAAAUGAUUUUCAUAUAUGAACUGAACACUACAGAGGUUUGACCUUAACCCCUGUCAAAGUCUUCCCAAGGAUGGGAUGGAGAAGACUUACAGAGCAGCUCAACUCUUUAUUCUAGUUAUUGACUAUACGAUAAUAAGAUAAUGCAGUGCACGUCCUUGAGUAACUUUUUAGUAGUUUUACUGCACCAUACUUUUUAUUUUUACUUGAGUAGAUUUGUGAAGAAGAAACACUACUCAUAUAUAACUAGUGUUGCUGUUGUAGGCAGGGGCACUCUGGAAAGGUAAAGCUUUGUGUAAUAAAAGCAUUUGCAAAUGCAACAUACGGCUUGAGGAAGACGUACAUAAAAACUGUUAUCAAAGACUCUGUGCACUCUGUGGUCUGUCUCAUUUGAGAUGGACAGUGGGACAUUGAAAACAUAUUUUGUCAGGAAGACAUUUUUAGGACUGAAUGUAUUUGAGAUAUUGUGGGGUAAAGGACCUGUCAAGGGUCCAAUAGUGGCAGCCUGGAGCCAUCAGUACUUGACCCAGGAACCUCCUGACCAGCAAUCUAAUGCCUUACCACCAAGCCACCCCUGCCCCCAUUGUUGAAUUAUAAACUGCAAAUAAUGGCCUCAAAGACCCUGUAUAAUAGAGCAGCUGAAACCUUGCAAAACGGAAAAAUGGAGGAAACUCCCACUAGAUAAAAGUGACCACUUGUCUCAGUGCCCAAAUGGUUAAAAAUAUAAAAAAUUAAUUGUGAUGCUACACUCAUUGGUAGUCCUUCAACUGUCCCAACUUUUUCGAAGGAUAUUGUAACCAGCAGAAUUGAAUUGAGUGUAUAUUUUCAACAACCAAUUAUUUUUAACAAGUUUUUAAUAUUGUAUAUAAUUAAGAGACUUUACAGAUUACUUCUUUUUGGUUGAAUUCUCCCAUACUUUCCCAGCUUUUUUUUUUUGGAUGUUGGAUAUCUGAUUGAAUACUGCAAACCUCCUCAUAAGGUAAAAGUUAACACAAGUAGUCUCUAAUAAAGUCAAAAUGUUGCUAAUACAAACUAUCUGGAAUAAAAAAAAAUAAACAGAUAGAAUAUUAUUUUAAAAAGGUAAAGAUAAGGAUUUGUCAGUGGAAUGUUUUGGAGAUUGUGGCUUUUAUGAAAACUCACGUCUGCAGUGGGAGAAAUAAAAGUGUUUGCUAUUAGAGUGAGUUUUAUCCCAUCAUGGUGACUUGCAGAUUGAAACAUCAAAACAUUUCAUUUUAGAUCACUAAUAAACAUUUUGGUGUGUAUUGUUGAGAGAAGACUUUAGAUAUGUUUUAUAUUAACUAACCUCUGUUUAUUUGUUUUGCUUUCAUUUUUGUAGUUACACAUCGGACUAAAUUACCUGAAAUUUUAUUUUAAAACAUGGCUUUAAAAAUAUAUGUUUAAUUGUGGUCUUACAGAAAAGUUAGGAUGGGAAAACAUAAAAGAUAUCAUCAGAUUGUAGGUCUAAGUAUUAAGCAAAACCAACUUCAGACAAACAACAUUUCUUUUUUUUUUCUACGCCAUUGUUUAUUUAAUAAUUAGAGCUGUGCUUAAGCAAACUGUUGUCCAGGGGUGUUGAUUUAUGAUUGUUUAACAUCCACAGGACCUGGACACCUUACAGUUACUGAGCUGACCUUAAGCUCCUUUGUAUACCAGAGUAUUCUUAAGAUUUGUUUCAGUGUUGGACACACACACACACACACACA
Messenger RNA from Clarias gariepinus (North African catfish), 4199 nucleotides. RefSeq names its product E3 ubiquitin-protein ligase TRIM39-like. Gene Ontology annotation, molecular function: zinc ion binding; protein binding. Lineage: Eukaryota; Metazoa; Chordata; Actinopteri; Siluriformes; Clariidae. The record is from RefSeq and is a predicted model, not a curated record.